GCACCCAUCGUCUCCUCUCUUACCACUCUUGCAGUCUCGCUCGCGGAUAAGACGAGGCGCUACCAAACCCUCCGUCCAAAACCCCCAUUCGAGCUCCUACCCCCAUCCAUGGCGACCGCCACCGCCGCCUCUUCCUCCUCGCUGACCGCCCCUCUCCUCCGCCCGAACCCCAACACCAACCCCGCCCCCAGAUCCCUGCCUCUCCUCAGGAACAGGAGGUGCAUUCGCGCCGUGACUGCCGCCAUCGCCGGGGGCGCGGGGGCGUACGGGGCUGCCCAGCGGCGCGGGAUUUGGUCGAUCAGGGAUGAUUUGGUGGUGCCGAGGUCGCCCUACUUCCCGGUGGAGUACGCGGCGGGGCAGGAACGUGGGCCGUCGCCCAUGGUGAUGGAGCGGUUCCAGAGUGUCGUCAGCCAGCUUUUCCAGCAUAGGAUUAUCCGGUGCGGUGGCCCUGUGGAGGAUGAUAUGGCUAACAUCAUUGUUGCACAGCUGCUCUAUCUUGACGCCAUCGAUCCCACUAAGGAUAUCAUUAUGUAUGUGAAUUCACCAGGAGGGUCAGUAACAGCUGGAAUGGCUAUAUUUGAUACAAUGAAGCAUAUCAGGCCUGAUGUUUCCACUGUUUGUAUCGGAUUAGCUGCAAGUAUGGGAGCUUUUCUACUUAGCGCUGGGACUAAAGGAAAGCGAUACAGCUUACCUAACUCAAGAAUAAUGAUCCAUCAACCUCUUGGAGGAGCCCAAGGACAAGAGACUGAUCUUGAGAUCCAGGCUAAUGAGAUGCUGCACCACAAGGCUAACUUAAAUGGAUACCUGGCAUACCACACUGGACAGCCCCUGGAUAAGAUCAACGUAGAUACUGACCGUGAUUACUUUAUGAGUGCGAAAGAAGCGAAGGAGUAUGGCCUCAUUGAUGGAGUAAUUAUGAAUCCCCUCAAGGCCCUUCAACCGCUUCCAGUUUCCAGCUAGUCAUGAAGUGCUAGAUCUCUGUCAAACAUUUUUGUUGUAUCCGUUAGAAUUAAGUUUCCACAUUUUUGUUGUAUCCGUUAGAAUUAAGUUUCCACUACGCUGUUUCUACUAGUCUGGCUAGAUUAUGUUGCAAAGUUUGCAUCCCGAGGAUUCAAAGGUUGUACUGUAUAAAACAAGAUCUACAGUUGGAUGCCCAUCCUUCGCAAUAGCUAUUGCAAUUGAAUUACCAUA
This is a messenger RNA of Panicum hallii, 1191 nucleotides long. RefSeq names its product ATP-dependent Clp protease proteolytic subunit 5, chloroplastic. Gene Ontology annotation, cellular component: endopeptidase Clp complex. The record is from RefSeq and is a predicted model, not a curated record. Gene Ontology annotation, biological process: protein quality control for misfolded or incompletely synthesized proteins. The transcript is spliced from 9 exons. Lineage: Eukaryota; Viridiplantae; Streptophyta; Magnoliopsida; Poales; Poaceae. Gene Ontology annotation, molecular function: ATP-dependent peptidase activity; serine-type endopeptidase activity; ATPase binding. The coding region runs from base 109 to 960 and encodes 283 amino acids.